Syngnathus acus (greater pipefish) is the source of this 1380-nucleotide messenger RNA. RefSeq names its product homeobox protein DBX1-B-like. The transcript is spliced from 4 exons. The coding region runs from base 66 to 1061 and encodes 331 amino acids. Gene Ontology annotation, biological process: regulation of transcription by RNA polymerase II; cell differentiation in spinal cord. The record is from RefSeq and is a predicted model, not a curated record. Gene Ontology annotation, molecular function: DNA binding; DNA-binding transcription factor activity, RNA polymerase II-specific. Lineage: Eukaryota; Metazoa; Chordata; Actinopteri; Syngnathiformes; Syngnathidae.
CGCUUCUAUAAAAGUUGCAACUAAUCACCACCCAAGAACAAACUUUUUGCCUGCAGGGCCCAGCCAUGAUGUUUCCGUGCAGCGCCUUGCCACAUCCUCUCUACUCGGACCUGUUGCGUCCCCCGGCCGCUCUGACCUGCCAUCUUCCCCGGUCACCGCCCUCAGGCUACAGGGUGGAAGAUCUCCUUCGAAUCAGCCAACCGGCGUACAGCUACAUACAGCGGACAUUCUCGGUUGCAAACCCCGGGGAAGUCCUCUCGCUGAGCCCAGAGCAGGGCGUCUCGCACCGGGCGUUGGGACCGAGCACUGCCCGCUCAGUGUUUCAGUGCUCCGGGCAGCCGAACCACAGCGGGGGUGGCGCCACACAGUCCGCAUGUCCGGCCUCGAAUUGUCUUAAAUUCGGCGUCAGUGCCAUACUGGCACCAUCAACCAGGAGUGGUUGUUCUUCUCCUCCAGUCCACAGUUUGCAGACAAAAUCUUUCCCGCUACCAUUCUUGGAUGCAAGUCUUCUUUCAUCUCCUUUCAUCAGAGCUUCAUAUUUCACAGCUUCCUCCUCCUCUGUGGUCCCUGUCCCAGGAACCUUUUCAUGGCCUCUGGUCCCCAGAGGGAAGCCAAGAAGGGGCAUGCUGCGACGUGCCGUCUUCUCAGACCUUCAGAGAAAGGCCCUGGAAAGAACUUUCCAGAAGCAAAAGUAUAUCAGCAAGCCCGACAGGAAGAAGUUAGCUAGUAAACUGGGACUCAAAGACUCACAGGUAAAGAUCUGGUUUCAGAACCGGAGGAUGAAAUGGAGGAACUCAAAAGAAAGAGAGCUGCUGUCGACAGGAGGUUGCCGUCAGCAGACCCUGCCCACCAAAACUAACCCCAACCCAGACCUCACGGAUGUGGGCAGCGUCUACUGCCACGGUGGGCUUGAGAGGAUUGCAGCUAGCAGCCAAGGACAGAGCCAGGAGUCACAUCUUCCCCAUCCUCUUCAUCAUCAUCACUACCACCAGCAUCGCUCCUCUCCGUCAGAGUGCAGUAAACCAUCAGAGUCAGAAAGUGAAGAAAUCACAGUUUCAUAAGAAAAUGAUCAAAAAAAAAAGACUCAUUCUUUGCACGACAGUUGCCUUACCGUGUCAGGAGCAAAGCCACAAGAACGUCUGGUGGCGUUGUGAAUUGACUGUAUUCUAUCAGCGUCUAAUCACUAUUUGUGUAUAGUGUUUUAUUUGACUUUUUAUAUUUAGUUCAACAUAUUGUGUACACACUGUAAAAAAAUAUAUGGAGCCAAUUUAGAUUGACUAUCUGUAGGAUAGCCUAUUUUUUUUUUAACUCCAAAAGAUACAAUUGAUUCAGCGGACUAUAUUUGUUUCCUUUAUUUUCGUAAAUAAAUCUUGAAAAAGU